Molecule: messenger RNA, 1330 nt
Organism: Saccostrea cuccullata (small rock oyster)
Lineage: Eukaryota; Metazoa; Mollusca; Bivalvia; Ostreida; Ostreidae
Product: cyclin-dependent kinase 1-like
Exons: 8
Coding region: 110-1018 (302 amino acids)
Biological process (GO): protein phosphorylation; mitotic G2 DNA damage checkpoint signaling; G2/M transition of mitotic cell cycle
Cellular component (GO): nucleus
Molecular function (GO): cyclin-dependent protein serine/threonine kinase activity; ATP binding
Source: RefSeq, a predicted model, not a curated record
CUCUAGUUCGAACUCAAACAAAAGGCGGGUUGUUAUUGGUUCAUUCAAAAACAGCGGCAUUUGUGAAGAAAAUCGAUGAGAAUAAGACAAUAGCAAAGAUUCAAUCACAAUGGAAGACUACAUAAAAAUAGAGAAAAUUGGAGAGGGUACUUAUGGAGUAGUAUACAAAGGAAAAAACAAAAAAACAGGUAGAUUGGUAGCCUUAAAAAAGAUCAGAUUGGAAUCAGAAGAGGAGGGGGUACCAUCUACUGCUAUCAGAGAGAUCUCCCUACUGAAGGAGUUGCAGCAUCCUAACAUUGUAUGCCUAGAAGAUGUUCUGAUGCAGGAAAACAAGCUCUACCUUGUGUUUGAGUUUUUAUCGAUGGAUCUGAAACGUUAUAUGGACACCAUUCCUAAUGGACAGUUUAUGGACAAAAUGCUCGUUAAGAGUUACUUGUACCAGAUCCUUCAGUCAAUCCUCUUCUGUCAUCAGAGGAGAGUCCUCCAUCGUGAUCUAAAACCCCAGAACUUGUUGAUUGAUAACAAAGGAGUCAUCAAAUUAGCAGACUUUGGCUUGGCCAGAGCCUUUGGAAUUCCAGUCCGUGUUUACACUCAUGAGGUUGUGACCCUGUGGUACCGCGCCCCUGAGAUCCUGCUGGGUAGUCAGAGGUACUCCACCCCCGUAGAUAUCUGGAGUGUGGGGUGUAUAUUUGCUGAAAUGAUGACAAAACGACCCUUAUUUCACGGGGAUUCAGAAAUUGACCAGCUCUUCAGGAUAUUCAGGACGCUGACCACACCAACAGAUGAUGUUUGGCCGGGAGUGACAUCAUUACCUGACUACAAACCUACCUUCCCUAACUGGAAAACCAAUCAGUUAGCCAGCGCUGUCCAGAGGCUAGAUAAUACAGGCCUCGAUAUUCUACAGCAAAUGUUGAUUUAUGACCCAGCAAGCAGGAUAUCAGCUAAGAAAGCCCUGAAUCACGUCUUCUUUGCCAACCUGGAUAAAUCAGCCUUACCAGCAUCUACCAUCACCAACUGAUCAUCCCCAGACACAUCACACAAACCACAACGACAUCACACUGUUACUCCUCCAUCUUAAGCUGAUCUUCCUGGCCCUGACACCUUACUACAACACACAAGCCGAACAAGAACACCAAACUUACUGUAUCAGUGUGUCCUCACUGUGCUUUCUGUAGUUUGUUAUAUCCCACCUAAGAUAAAAUCUACUUAAGUCUAUGUAUAUUUGUUAGUUGCAGACAAGUUUGGACAUUUUGGCUUUAAGCAUGUUUAAUGUAAUCUUUCAGUGCCAUUUAAACUUUGUGUCUUUAAUAAUAUGAAGACAGUUAUUUUA